AUGUUAUUUGUAAUAAUUAAGAAUACCUUUUAUUUCUAUAUUUUGAUACACUCUGUAUUUUCUUUGCUGAGUUUGUUGAUAUGUUUAGACAAUGAUAUAGAUCAUUUUGAAAUUUAAUGUCCAAGAGUAAUUAUUUAAAUUAUGUUAGCUGAGUAAUGAAAUAAAAGAAUUAGUGGCAGGGAUAUUUAAACCAUUUUUGCCAGAAGUUAUAGAAUUCUUAGUUGGAAAAAUAUUGAUGUAAGAUAUAAGAAUUGUAAAUACCUUGAUCUUUUCAGGCAUACUAGAAGUUUUGUUAGUGAUAUUAGGAGUAUUGUAAACUUUUGAAUUUAUUUUUAGCUACUAUAUAAUGGUUGAAACUCCAAAACCAAUAUAAAAGAGCUUGAGAAUAAUUGCUAAAUUCACUUUCUUUUUUGGAUUAAUAUUUUGGAUUGCAAUUUAUUGUAGUGGAAUAGGGUUAAAGAAAUUUCUUGAAAUAGUGCAUAUAGUUUAUUAAAACCCAUAAAAUGUAGAAAAUUAUUCAAAUGAUUUAUCAGAAUUUAUCUAAAAGAGACAAGAAGAAAUUUUGGAGUAUUAUUUUUGA
Paramecium sonneborni is the source of this 580-nucleotide messenger RNA. The record is from the annotation of a GenBank genome assembly. Lineage: Eukaryota; Ciliophora; Oligohymenophorea; Peniculida; Parameciidae.